AUGUAGCGAUAUAUGUACUCAUUGUUAUCGAUGCAUACGAUAUCGUCCGGCGAUAACGUGUAUAAUUUCCCGGGUACCACGUAUUCGUCAUUGAUAGUCAGAGAUGUAGCCCCGCCCAUUCGUAAGAUGCCGACCACCUCUCUUUCCCCUCCUUCAGAUCGGCCUUUGACAAUCAUCGCCAGCGCCCUGGAUGACGUAUCCGUCAUUUUCGGUGUACUGGCGAAUAGGCACCCGGAUCCAUCACGCCAGAUACGCCACUCCUGCACGGCGCUGGAGCUCUCGGCGUUGGUUUCGGGUGGUGCAUCCGAUCCCGAUGGAGCCUUGAAGAUUAGAUGCGGAAUUACCGCCUUAGCAGACUGGAAAAAACCCCAGGCGGUCGAUGUCCGUCGCAGCUCGUAUUUGAGGGAUGCCCGCUUCGCGAAUACUGCGGGGUUUGUCAACCCCUGGGAUGGCGGUCUUGCCGGUUGCGCCAUACCCGAGAACGGUGUGUGGUUGAAAGAAUCGAGAGGCUAGGCGGAGUACCGAGAACGGCC
Molecule: messenger RNA, 533 nt
Organism: Punctularia strigosozonata HHB-11173 SS5
Lineage: Eukaryota; Fungi; Basidiomycota; Agaricomycetes; Corticiales; Punctulariaceae
Exons: 4
Coding region: 31-513 (160 amino acids)
Source: RefSeq, a predicted model, not a curated record